GUAGAAGUCCCUAUUUCUUAGGCAAAGCUAGAGAAAUCCUUAGAAGUAAGAGAGAAUUAUGUUUCCGAUGAUGUUUAAAAUUCAGUAUACUUCUCUUGGUAAUUUGGUGAAGUGGACAAAUAUCCACUAAAGUCUACCUUUUGUACACAGAAUAGAUUAAUGAGAAGAUAUGAAAGAAUUGACUUUAGUCUCUUAGUGGCCUGAAGUGGCCCGAACUGGGUUCAGACAAUAAUGCGAAGGCUCCAAACAAAACCUAUUGUUCCAGAUUCCUGAGGCUGCCCUGCCUCCUGGCAUGUUAGUGAUAGUAAACAUUAGCAUUCAUAUUGUUGGAACCACAGGGGACCACGCAUGUUUAUCCUUCUUGGCUGAUAAUGCUUUGAAAGAAAUCCAUGAGUCCUUAUCAGGUCCCACCGCCCCCAAGUUAGGACUUACAGGGCAUCAGAGGAGCAUUUCCAUUUUUUACAGAAACAGGCCUGAGGAAUGAUUUUAGGUACAUUCUAAAUUAACCUAAAUUUGUUUUUCAGUGAGUUAAUUCAUAUUGAAUAUUGUACCUAAUAUUCAUGAUGUAAGAAGAUUGUAUAUACAUUAACCAUCUUAAUAUUUGAACAGUGAUUAAUAAAACAUAUAGUCGUAUUUAUCUCAAAUGUUUGUAAGACCUUCAACUGUCUUAAAAUUUGAUUGCAUUUUCAUGGGAUGUUUCUCUACAGAAAAUGUUUUGUUCAUUUAAUAAUUCAAUAUGUAUUUAUUGCACUCUUGCUAUAUAUAGAACAUUGUGCUUGAUUUGUCUGAAAUUAUGCAUUUAUCUAUUUAUUUAACCGAAUUUAUUGCAUACUGCAUGGUAAUACAUGCCAAGAGCUGUUCUUGGUACUUGGAGUUGUUAAAUUAGCAUCACCAGUGAGGACUCUAGCCCUCCUACAGCCUUGGUGCCAAUGGAGAAGUCAGACAAUACACAAGCCAACAAAUGCAUACGUACUUUGCAGAGAAGAAAGGAGAUGUAUUUGUAUUUUUUGUCUAGCUACGAGGUCCUGAUGUUAGGCAAUAGCAUGUGGAAAUUAGAUAGUUCAAUGUAAUGACAGCAUGGUCUGACUUAUAUGAGGCAAAGUAUAGGUUCUUUUACAGUCAUUUUAUGCAGGUCUCACAACACACAUGUAAGUUACAUGUUAUUAGUCCCAUUAUUUCAGACAAAGAAACUGAGGCCCUGAGAGAGUGGGUGAAUUUCUUUAAUUAAAGGUAGUACAUGGCAAAGGUUUUUCGAAACAAACCCUCACCUCUGACCAAAAGUUGCUUAUUAUUUUCUGCAUUGUUAUGUAACAUAUAUUAGAUUAAUCAUCAACAAAAUUUUUCCUUUCUACAUUUCAGGUUCAAAAUCUUUCAGGAAUAGAAAAUCUUUACCAAACCACAACAGAUAGUUUUUGCUUUCAACUUUUAAAGUACUUUCAAAGCCUCAUAUCUGCUUGUGGAAAAAAGAAAGAAAGGAAAAAACUGUUUCUAAAAAUUGCCCUUGUACACCGUUAUCAUAAAUCUCAGCCUUCUCAAGGCUUAUUACACUUUGUAGUCUUCCUUAGGAAAUGGAUGAAAAUUUGAGCUAGGACACAAACAGGAAGGCUCAGAGGCCACAUUUGUCCUGCAGGCCCCACCUCUUUAAAUAGCUACUGUGUGAUGGGAAUUAGUUCUCCACUUCGGCAAGGAACUCCACUGCCCCACUGCCCGGUGUCUCACUGGGCCUGCAGGUUGGAGGCAGCCGUACUGUCCUCCCCUGGGGGCGGGGGCAGCAGUCAGUGGUGUGGGGUGGUGAAUGUGGGCUGGGGGUUGGGCUUCCCACCUCUGGGCCAUGAGGACACCUGGGCUCAGGGAUGUUUUGUGCCCCUCCCUUAAGAAGAUCACCCCUGAAGACUUUUAAUCUGCCAAGAGAAAAUCCAUUCCUCGCUGCCGAAGAAUUAACAGGAUGCUCUCCAAUGAAUCCCUACAUUCUCCUGCAUUCAGCCGCUCCAACUCACAAGCCUCCGUAGACAGCGCCUCCAUGGAGGAUUUCUGGCGGGAAAUAGAAAGCAUUAAAGAGAACAGCAUGGGAGGGCAGGAUGAGCAGACACCAGCCGAGCUUAAGCCUGUGGAUGAGGGGGAACUUGAAGCAGAGUGGUUGCAAGAUGUGGGUUUAUCAACCCUGAUCUCAGGUGAUGAAGAGGAGGAUGGCAAAGCCUUGCUCUCCACAUUGACUCGAACCCAAGCCGCUGCAGUGAAAAAGAGAUACAAUACUUAUACCCAAACCAUGAGGAAAAAGAACAAGCAGUCCAUCAGGGAUGUCAGAGACAUCUUUGGCAUCAGUGCCUCUCCUCCAGAUGAUUUUUCUUGUAUCCCAACUCCUCUUUUGGAUGCAACCCUGGAUGAAGAAGGGCUCUCAGCAGUUCCCUCCAGAAAUGGCCUACUGCCAGGUGAUGCCUGUGACAAUCAUACUACGCAGGAGGAAAAAGAGCUGCCAGUAGUUACCAAAACCAGUGGUUCCUCGCCAGACGAUGCUUCUCUCAACAGUACUACUUUCUCAGAUGGGUCCCAGGAUGAAGGAGGGAAGUUUGCACUUUCCAGCAGUGGCUCUGUGCCUAUCCUUGAGACUAUUCCAGAUAUACCAGUUCAUUCCAAUGGAUCAGCAGACCCUGGACAGGCAGUUCAGAGUGCAGUGAGUGAUGAUGAUUAUCUGGAAAAGAACAUUCCAUCAAAAGCCGAAGAGCUGUCCUUUGAAGUAUCUUACUCGGAAAUGGUUACAGAGGCUCCAAAAAGAAAUAAAUUUAAGAAGUCAGAUUUUAAAAAAGAAGACUAUAUUUUAACUAAAUUUAUUGUUCAGAAAACCAGAUUUGGCCUAACUGAAGCAGGAGAUCUAUCUGCCGAAGACAUGAAGAAAAUUCGCCACCUCUCUCUGAUUGAAUUGACAGCCUUUUUUGAUGCCUUUGGAAUUCCACUGAAGAGAAACAAAACAGAGAAAGUAAAAGGAAGAGACAAUGGGAUUUUUGGAGUUCCACUUACAGUCCUACUGGACAAUGACCGAAAGAAGGACCCUGGAGUAAAAGUUCCCCUUGUAUUACAAAAAUUUUUUGAGAAAGUUGAGGAAUCUGGUUUGGAAUCUGAAGGAAUUUUUCGACUUUCAGGAUGUACUGCCAAAGUCAAGCAAUACCGUGAAGAACUGGAUGCCAAGUUUAAUGCUGACAAAUUUAAAUGGGACAAAAUGUGCCACAGAGAAGCUGCAGUGAUGUUGAAAGCCUUUUUCAGAGAAUUACCCACUUCUCUCUUCCCUGUGGAAUACAUACCUGCCUUCAUCACUCUAAUGGAAAGAGGGCCUCACAUCAAAGUACAGUUUCAAGCCUUACACCUCAUGGUCAUGGCACUGCCUGACGCCAACAGGGACACAGCCCAGGCGCUCAUGACAUUCUUUAAUAAAGUGAUUGCCAAUGAAUCAAAAAACCGAAUGAGUAUGUGGAACAUUUCAACUGUAAUGGCACCAAACCUAUUCUUCAGUAGAAGCAAACAUUCUGAUUAUGAAGAAUUGCGGUUAGCAAACACUGCAGCCCACAUCAUCCGCUUAAUGCUUACCUACCAGAAAAUGCUGUGGAAGGUCCCAUCUUUUUUAAUCACUCAAGUCAGAAGAAUGAAUGAAGCCACAAUGUUAUUAAAGAAGCAGCUCCCAAGUGUCAAAAAGUUGCUGAGGAGGAAAACCAUAGAACGAGAGGUUAUAAGCCCUAAGACUUCAAAGGUACUACAGAAAUCGCCCUCUUUAAGAAGAAUGUCUGAUGUGCCGGAAGGAGUCAUUCGAGUCCACGCUCCACUGCUCUCAAAGGUGUCCAUGGCCAUUCAGCUCAAUAGCCAAACCACAGCCAAAGACAUACUGGCAAAAUUUCAGUAUGAGAACAGUCAUGGUUCCUCAGAAUGCAUUAAAAUUCAAAACCAAAGGUUAUAUGAAAUUGGAGGAAAUAUAGGACAGCAUUGCUUGGACCCAGAUGCUUACAUUUUGGAUGUAUAUCAUGUCAAUCCUCAAGCAGAAUGGGUGAUCAAACCCCAACCAAGUUUUUGAAGUACGUUCAAGAUGGCAGCUGGUAUGAAUUAUAUGCCAAGAAAAUUCUAAAUUAAGUAGGAUUAAAAAAGACUGCUUUUGACAUGUUUGUUUCCGUAACCCUCUUGGUGUUCCUUGGCCUAAGUGGCGUCUCCCGGCAUUGCCAGUGUGAACCAUGGAAGGGGAUACGGCUAACCAUUGGAGCUAAAGCUUUCUCAUGACGGCUCCUUGAUAAGAGUGAAGAAGAGAAGUUGUGGUUCUUCCUGAAGAAAGACCAAUCUAGAACAAGAACUCGAAUCAUUUCUAGUACUUUGACUUCACAGCAGAAAUGAACUUGAUUCUAUGCCUAGAGAUAAGAAACACUUCUAUAUGUAGCAAAUGCUACUAUGAAACACAAAGAGGUGGAAAAAGACUUUUUUAUACUUAACGUUAUAUACAUAUAUUGACCUUUUUGAGCAAGAAUGCCAGAAAUAUCAGUAACUUCCAUUAUGCAAAAUUAUUCAAAUCUAUUUUCCAAAGGGAAUCAGUUUCUAAAGUUACACAUACAAUAUUUAUGCUCUGACUUACUCCUGAAUUGGAGAAGGAAGAACUUUUUGUUUAAAAACACUGUAUUGUUACGCAUGUUGUACUGUAUUGUGACAAUGAGCAUUCUGGUGCAAACAAACAUUUCUUUUUGAUAGACUGUUGAAAAUUGAUAUUUUAAAGGUUGUUCCCUUGUGAGUAUGGGGACCCUAGGCAAGCUUAGUUCGACAAAGGGUAUUCUUUUGUUUUCAUAACCUGUGUAGCCGGAAGUCACAGAGUGUCUAUUAUUUUCAUCAUGAUUAUGGUGCUCAGUGAAGAACUUUCCAUGUGCCAGGCACUGAUUUCUUUUUCUGAUUGAAUAUAUCAUUUUUUCUAUUUUACAACUGUAGAUAGUCACUUCUGCAGCUCUGUUUUAAAAACACAGACUGCCUUUAUCCAAGAGUACUGAAAAAUACUGUUAUAUUUCAGAUUUCAUAUUCUCUAAAGGCAGGUUCUAUUUCUGUUUGUCAGUAAUAGUCAUGGCCAAGCACUGUGGAUUAGCAUCAAGUGUUAAAGUCAGGUGCAUAUUUUGUGAGCAGAAACUGUCUCACUAUCAAGAUCCUGUGGAGCCCUUUUGUAGACCUGCAAGAACACACAAUCCCCUGUGAUUCCAACAGAGCAAAUCUAAAAUGUGCUGAGGGGGUCAGACAGCUCUGCCUCUUAUCUUGAGAAUGCAGGGAUAGUCAUUUUAGGGUUAGCUAGAAAUGCAGCAGCAGUCUCAUCUGUCCCACAGGCUUUGGAUUAGAAGCCACAGAUUGGUAUUUUGAUGACUUUAUAUCAGUUUUAAUGAGAUUUAACACGCAAGUGACUCUUGCGGUUCAAAGGAGAGGCAAAGUUGCUCACAGUUGCAGAAAACAUUAAAUAUUACCAAGUCUUAAAACGUUAUAAUAAUUUAAGCCCAUAUAUAGAAGAACAAUUUUAUAUACUGCAUUUUGCCUUGACGUCUAUAAAAACAUUACUUAUAUUCAACUUGUAGGUAAUUCUGUUUAUGGUCAUUAGGGUUUUGUUAUAUUUUUAUAGAAAACUCAAAUAUCUAUUCAUUUUAUUUAUUUGAGAAUUUUCAUUUCCUUUUCCUGAAAACACACUAGAAAAUAAACAUGUUCUGUUACAUUCAGAUUUACAUUUUAUUACUUUUCAAUAUAUGGGUAAUUGAUGGCAUGUGAGUUUACAUAAUAAACUUCAAGAGUCUGAAAAAAUGCUUUUAUCACCUUUGCAAUUCAAACAACAAGAGUAAACAUUUCACUUUAUGGACAUAAGAUGGCAGUAAUAUAUGCCUACAUACACAGAAGAAAUUCUUCAAAUUAGCUACCUUACACUUCUAUGAAUAUAUGAAAACGAUUGAUUUAUCUCAUUAUAUUUCUUACCAUUUUGAAUAAAUUCUGUUGUGUUUAUAUAGAAAAUUCAUUAAUCUAUUCAUUUUUUCCUUAGGAAUUUUCAUUUAUUUUGACUGAAAACACAUUAGAAUCUAUAUAAGAGUUCUAAAGAUUUCAAGAUUUACUUCACUUGUCAUUGGUUCUAAAUAAAUGGCUAACUGAUGACAGGUAAAAGCAGUAAGUUUCUGAAUUUCUUAACUGCUUCUGUGUGCUUUCAGAUAUCAAUGACUUGGCUGAGCCAAUGACUUUAAAUUACUCAUUUUAACAUAGUCAAGGAAGUGUGACAACUAUCAAAUAAAUAUAUAAUAUGGAAGGCCUUGUCCAUGCCAAUGCCAUUAUCCCAUGAUAGCCAUUAUUCUUAGUCUUAGGGUUAACUAACUGAUUCAGGGAGAAUUGCCAGCAGACACACAGACUAAUUUUUAUGUGGGUAAACAGGUUCUUUUUACUUAAAGAAUAAACAAAUCCCUAAAUUUAACAUUCAAAAAUGCCUGCCACCUAAAUAUUAAAAACUACCUGCCUUAUCAAGAGUUGUUUUAAAAUAGUUAUAGGAAUCUGUAAAAUUGCAUAGUAUAUUUGCAAGUAAGAGCAGAGUCAGAUACUGAGCUUCUAAAUUCUGUUGUUAAUAGCUUCCCACCCCAUCUCAUCCCAAGUGCCCUUGGUGUAUAGUUAGGAAAGUAAUAUCCAGAAGAGUACUAAAGAAAAUUAACCUGUUAGGAACACCUAUUCAUAAAAAAAGAAGAAACCCUAGAAGUGGCUCAUUUUUUCCUCUAUUCUGCAAAAAGGAAUCCCUUUGUUAAGCAGCUCACUUGGGGAUAUAAUUCUUGGAGUGAAUGAUCUUCAAACAAACUGGAAUAUUAAUCUCUUUAUAAUGUACACACAAUAUAAACUACCUCACUUGCCUUUCUUGGGAAAAAGAAUUGAUGGACUUUAAUAAUUUGUUUUACAAACUGUCCCUAAGUCUUACUAGUUUUCACUUUGGUUAGCUUUCAGUGUACAUUUAAUAACAUACAUUUGAUAAUGAAAAGUGUUUUUAGCAAAAGCUUUAAAGCCAAAAAACACUCUGGAAUGUGACCUGUGGUGUACUCGGAGACAUUGUGUCCUGUAGUCGUAGUCCCGGGUGUUGACCACACUGACAUGUGGGUCUUCAGUGCAAGAGUUCACAUUCCUCUCUCCUUGCAGGCAUUUUCCGACUGCUUGUCCUCCAUUGCCCUUGACUAAAAGGUAGUAUGAGAUAAACAUGACCCUUCUUUCUAUCGAGCAUAUUUUAACUGUUGUUCACGAAUGUAUUACAUGCCUGAAAAGAAUGUAUGUUAUGGGAUUGAAUAGUUCCUAGUUUCUGACUGGCAUUUUCAACACUUUUCCAUAAAUAUGUCACUUAAUAAAAAUUAUGUGACAUGGAUUAGAAUGUUUCAAGCACUCUCAAUAGUUUUAUACAUGUCCCUUAAUUUGAAAAUUGCAUGCUUUCUUUCAGGCAUUUUCCAACUAUUUUCUAAAACUAUGUGACUUGACUGAAAAAAUCAUAAUGUCAUGAGAGGAAUGUCAAUGUUUUAUGUUGUCUCUCAUCUUAAAAGUUAGUAAUGAUUAUUUUUAACUUUAUUUUAUUGUUGCCACUAUUACAGACAUCCCUAUUUCUCCCCUACCUUUGCCCACCUCCACGCAGCCCCCGCCCCUCCUUCCCUCUGACCAUCGCCACACUGUUGUCUGUGUGUCAUGCAUAUAUGUUCUCCGGGCAAUCCCAUCAUCUUUCAUUGUGAACUAUAAUAUGGAUGUUGCAUUUUAUUCAUAACAAUAAAGAUAAACAAACUGAAA
This is a messenger RNA of Phyllostomus discolor (pale spear-nosed bat), 7779 nucleotides long. It is a transcript of the gene ARHGAP28, whose product is annotated as Rho GTPase activating protein 28. Gene Ontology annotation, cellular component: cytoplasm. Bases 1946 to 4057 code for a protein of 703 amino acids. NCBI's taxonomy places the organism in Eukaryota, Metazoa, Chordata, Mammalia, Chiroptera, Phyllostomidae. The transcript has 19 exons. Gene Ontology annotation, biological process: regulation of actin filament polymerization; regulation of small GTPase mediated signal transduction; negative regulation of stress fiber assembly. The record is from RefSeq and is a predicted model, not a curated record. Gene Ontology annotation, molecular function: GTPase activator activity.